Messenger RNA from Tigriopus californicus, 2440 nucleotides. RefSeq names its product protein LMBR1L-like (gene lili). The transcript has 8 exons. The record is from RefSeq and is a predicted model, not a curated record. Gene Ontology annotation, biological process: signal transduction. Bases 267 to 1874 code for a protein of 535 amino acids. NCBI's taxonomy places the organism in Eukaryota, Metazoa, Arthropoda, Copepoda, Harpacticoida, Harpacticidae. Gene Ontology annotation, molecular function: transmembrane signaling receptor activity.
AGCGCUUGCCUCCUCACAUCUAUGCCCAUUGGCCAGAAAAUAACACAGCACAAGUUAUUCCCCUCUCCUCCUCCCCUCGUUCUUAGUUCGGUGCUCUCCUUUUUUGCCCUACAGGGAGAGCUGCCCUGACCCUGUGUGUUGGAAACGGUUUCAAGCCCAUUGACUAACAAAAAGAAGAAUGGCUCCCAUGGCUGAAUGGCUUGCCAUAGGAACUUGUGAUUAGCCACCCUCGCCACGCCCAUGGGUUCAUCAGUCCGCAUUUGAUCAUGGAUGCCUUACUUCGCGAUGACCCCUUCUACAAUCCGGACCAAGUUCAUAGCCCCUAUGAAGAAGAGUUCAAUAAAGGGAUCCGAGAGAUCACGAUUCUAGUGUUAACGGGUCUGGGCUUGUAUUUGGGCUCGUAUUACUUCCUGAAUUUGUGGCGACAAAAGCGAGACACGGAAGAGGAGUUUCUGCCCUAUUCAUGGGAGGAUGACAUGGUCUACAAGGUUUCAUUUUGUUUUUGCGUCUUCUCCUUGGCCGUAUCCGUGGGUGCGGCUCUGCUUCUGCCCAUCUCCACCAUUUCAAAUGAAAUCUUGUUGCACUACCCCAAAUCGUGGUACAUCAAGUGGCUCAAUAGCUCCUUGAUCCAGGGGAUUUGGAACUUGAUCUUUAUCUUGUCCAACUUGUCGUUAUUUGGUUUGCUCCCGUUUGCCUAUUUAUUCUGUGAAUCUGAAGGAUUGGCUUUUUUUGGGAACAAGAGAGGCCUUUUAGCGCGAGCCAAGGAGACGAUUGUGACCUUGAUUCUGUUGUCGUUGACGGUCUUGGGCAUGAUGUAUGUGAUUGCCGCCCUCGUGGAUCAUGAUCGCGACUCUAUGGAUCGCAUUCUUAAUGUCUAUAGUUAUCUACCGUUCCUCUACUCUUGUGUGUCAUUUCUGGGUGUGAUCAUGCUCUUAAUAUGUACACCCUUGGGGUUUGCUCGCCUUUUCACGGUAGUGGGUGACUUGGUGGUUCGACCCACGUUCAUGAGAAAUCAAGAUGACGACUACUUUGCGACCAAAUUCGAGGAAGAAUCGCUCAAAGCCAAGGUGGCAAAUUGUAAAGACAAGAACUUCUUGCAAAUCACUCCCAUUACCAACGAGGAGAGAAGGCGUUUAAGAGGGGACGAAAUUUUUGCUCACUUCCAAAAGAGCUUGGAUGAGGUCACGGCCCGUCGAAUUCAACUAGAACGGGCAAGAAACACGCCCAGUUGGCGGAGAAUAUUGGGCUACCCGUUGGUCAUGAUGUUUGUGUUUGCCCUGACUACCAUUUCCCUGAUUUGCGUCAUUUCCAAUGUGGGUCAAAUCAUUACCGGCUUCAGAUCCCUUCCCGUCAAACCAAUGAAAGCGCCUAAUGUGGUUCUGGGUUCAACUUCUUUGUCCGCAUUGGGCGUCUUUGGAGUGAUCAUCGAGGUCAUAUUGAUCUUCUAUUUGAUGGUGACCUCGCUGAUUGGCUUGUAUAUUAUUCCUCCUAUUGGGAAGAUCCGCCCACGACGGGAAGAUACUUCGCUAACCCGAUUAAUUCUCAAUUGUGGAUUGUAUGUGAUCCUCAGUUCGGCAUUGCCGUUGUUAUCAAAAAUAUUAGGUAUAACCAAUUUCGAUUUAUUGGGCUCUUUUGGAGAGGUCAAAUGGCUCGGAAACAUUUAUAUCGUUUUAUUUUACAACGCUGUGUUUGCUGGGACAGCCUCGUUUUGCUUAUUCAACAAAUUUACAGCUCGAGUCCGUCAAGAAAUCUUGAGGAGGAUACAUUUGUACUUAUCAACAAUAUUCAAGCGGAACAUCGACGCCAAAUUUGUGGCCUCAAUAUCACCCGUCACCGCUGGAUCCAGCAGUCCCACAAGCUUAAAGGCCGAAUAGUAUUAUUCUUACAUCACAGAAGAACUACACAGCCAAAGUUCAUCAGUACGAAGGCAACAAGACAUAAUCAAUCAAUCAAUCAAUCAUCAUGCAGAUAUCACAAAAAGACCAUCCCAAAAAGCCCAAAAGUGUCUGUGGCGAGAUUAGAACAUCCCUCGGUAUCGCCUCGCUCAACCUUACUUGAAUUUUGAGACCACUCGAUCCACUGUCAGAGAAAGAGAGUUAAAUUGCUACUCAACUCUCUUCUGAACGCACGAAACGUCACGCCUAGUUUUGUUUUCUUAGUCCAUGAUUUGCCAUAGACGAACUCUCGUUUACCCCUCACUCCGGUUUCCUGUGGCCAUGAAUACGGAUGAUAUUAUCCAAAUGUGAUCUUCAGUCAAGAUUCUUCAUUUCACUUAUGCUACGAUUCAUUCCUUCAGAUCAUGUUUAGUUCGAGAUAUUUACAUGUUAGCUAGUUAUUCAUAUCAUCUGGGUUUUUCUCAUUCAAAUUCCAGUGACUCGACUCGUCUUUGUAUCAUUGACUAGGUUCUAACCUUGACCAAUAAACCAGUGUUUUGUCGAAA